Molecule: messenger RNA, 1625 nt
Organism: Cottoperca gobio
Lineage: Eukaryota; Metazoa; Chordata; Actinopteri; Perciformes; Bovichtidae
Gene: fhl1a
Product: four and a half LIM domains 1a
Exons: 6
Coding region: 198-1043 (281 amino acids)
Biological process (GO): muscle organ development
Molecular function (GO): transmembrane transporter binding
Source: RefSeq, a predicted model, not a curated record
AUGAGAACUAACAGAGGUUUGGCUCAUGUCCUGAAGUUUUCUGUUUUUUUUUCCUCCGCUGCCUCUUUCUUUUAAAGCUGCGUUGCCUCCGCAGAUUGUACCUCUCGGCUAAAGCCACCGGACACGCUGCUGGUGUGGAGUGAAAGACGCUCAUCUGUUCGCUUUGGAAAGGUCACAAGAGUUAUCUCACCUCCACCAUGACUGAUCGCUUCGACUGCUACUACUGCAGGGACAAACUGCACGGGAAGAAAUAUGUGAAGAAGGACGAGAAGCACGUGUGCACCAAGUGCUUCGAUAAGCUCUGCGCCAACACCUGUGCAGAGUGCAGACGCCCCAUUGGUGCAGACUCCAAGGAGCUGCACCAUAAGAACCGCCACUGGCAUGAGGAUUGUUUCCGCUGUGCCAAGUGCUACAAGCCGCUGGCCAGCGAGCCGUUCAACGCCCGGGAUGAUGGCAAGAUAAUGUGCGGCAAGUGUGGCUCCCGGGAGGAUGGCAACCGGUGCCAGGCCUGCUACAAGGUGGUCAUGCCAGGCUCCCAGAACGUGGAGUACAAGAACAAGGUGUGGCACGAGGAAUGCUUCACCUGCUUUGAAUGCAAGCAGCCGAUCCGCACACAGAGCUUCCUGACCAAGGGUGAUGACAUCUACUGCGCUCCCUGCCAUGACAGGAAGUUUGCCAAGAAGUGCUUCCACUGCAAGCAGCCCAUCUCCUCUGGAGGGAUCAGCUACCAGGACCAGCCCUGGCACUCCGAGUGUUUUGUGUGCCACACCUGCCGUAAAACUCUGGCGGGGGCUCGCUUCACUUCCCACGAGAACAAUGUUUACUGCGUGGACUGCUUCAAGACUGAUGUGGCCAAGAAGUGCCACGGAUGCAAGAACCCAAUCACAGGGUUCGGCCAUGGCACCAACGUGGUGAACUACGAGGGAUUCUCCUGGCACGAGUAUUGCUUCAACUGCAAGAAGUGCUGCCUCUCGCUGGCCAACAAGCGCUUCGUCAUCAAUGGGGAUCACAUCCACUGCCCUGACUGUGCUAAGAAGGUGUGAGCUGCACAAUCAGCUGUGCAGAGGAGCGCUGUUUAAAGGGGAAUUGCACCAAAACUGACAUUUAGAUAAUGGCAAAAGAACAUGCUUUUCUUGGUGAUGGGAAACGACAGAAAUGUUAUUCUGUUUAGUCAAUUUUGGUGAAACUUCUUCUUUAUGAUGUUGAGACUAUAGAGGUUAUUUCAACUAAAUAUGCACUAGCUUGAAUCAUUUAUCUACAUAUACAUUAUUUCAACCUGUUUCAGUGUUGGAUACUAACAUGGCAAAAAUAAUUUCUUUUGUGGGAUUGUGAUGUGCACUAUUAGUCUAAUCCAGGAUUCUGUGCCGCUUUACGAGACAAAAGCUUUUUCAGUGCCUUACUGGAACCUUUCAGACAGAAUAAUAUGCUUUCUUACAUGCAUAAUGCUGCUCAUACAUACCGGCUUUGAUUAAUAACUCACAUUUAUGUUCGGACGGAUGAUCAGUAUUUUGGAAAAUGUUUAGCGACGUUAAAACGACGUCUUUGAGAUUGAUGCUGAAACAUAAAACUGCUCGUGUAUUCAAGACUUUGAGUGACGUUACAUGUAAAACAAGAAUAAAAAGGAG